Messenger RNA from Paramuricea clavata, 411 nucleotides. The record is from the annotation of a GenBank genome assembly. NCBI's taxonomy places the organism in Eukaryota, Metazoa, Cnidaria, Anthozoa, Malacalcyonacea, Plexauridae.
AUGGCGUCGAAGAGUGGUGAAAAAAGACAACGCGAGGAAGACGUCGAAAACGUCGAAAAUAAAAAACAAAAAGGAGAGAUGGGAGAAGCCGUAAAAAAACGGACCAUUGCAUUGGUGAGAAAAUUAUUUAAUGAAAAAGAUAGAGAGAAACGGGAACAAAAUAUUGCAACAAUUGCACAAAUGGUUGUCGCUAGAAAUGAUAAACAAUCGCAAAUAAAUAAACUAGCUGAAAUGGUUAAGAAAACAAAAACUUUAUAUAAAGGGAAACGUAGUUAUAAUAUAGAGGAUCGCGAUCUGAUAGAGUUAGCCGCACUUGUGCAAUCGCAUACGAAUGUUACCGUUCCAACGAAAGCUUUUUCGGUGCGUCAAAUACGCACCCAUCAACGUUUCGGUUAUACCGAAUAUAUAUGA